AUGGCUCAGUUAGCACCCAUUGAAGCUGGUUUAAGGAAAACCGUUAUGUUACACUCGAAAGGCGAUCUACAGGAGGCGAUAAAUGUGGCACGACAAAAUGUGGCAAAAGUGAAGAAUUCCAAAGAUCUGAGAUUGAAAAUUCGGAAAUUCAAUAGCCUGGAACAUGUUGCUGCAUCAAUGUUGCGAGAAUGUCAAACAGCUGCCCAGAUACAUAGCCUUGAAAAUAUCGAUGCAAUGAUAAACAGGCGUCUUGCUUACAUCGAUCAACUCAAGGCUCUGUCAGCAGCGCGUCGUGAGUUCCAUCACGCUGGCGUUCCUCUUCUGGAAAAGGCGGCGAUUGCCGAAGCAGCAAAACUCUACAAUAGCUACAAUCGAAUUACGGAACGGGACGAAUGCGCCACGUCUAGUAAUAUAGCAACAAUUCAAUUACCCGAUUGGACAGGAGAAGGAACAGACGAUUCGUUCAAGACUGGGCAUGACCGGAAACGGAGUAUGCAAUCGUUGGGAGGCAGCAGAGGAGCGGUCGAGACUUUGUGGUGA
This is a messenger RNA of Gongylonema pulchrum, 540 nucleotides long. NCBI's taxonomy places the organism in Eukaryota, Metazoa, Nematoda, Chromadorea, Rhabditida, Gongylonematidae. The record is from the annotation of a GenBank genome assembly.